Molecule: messenger RNA, 1039 nt
Organism: Pantherophis guttatus
Lineage: Eukaryota; Metazoa; Chordata; Lepidosauria; Squamata; Colubridae
Gene: SMIM28
Product: small integral membrane protein 28
Source: RefSeq, a predicted model, not a curated record
AAGUAUGCGUUGGCUUCUGGAUAGUGGUAGCUGGAAGAAAUUUGGACAUGCCGACAGGGGAAAUUAUGACUGGUUAACCAGUGAACAAGGUGUGCCAUUGGUGGAAACAGAGCUACAGAGUCAGCAUAAAGCAAGUUCAACCAAAGAAGACAUAGAGCCAUUCCUAUGCAUCAUAUUACCAGCUACCGUGAUGCUCUUCCUGGCAUUCCUGUUGCUCUUCCUCUACAGACGUUGCCAACGUCGCAAUCCUCAGGCUCAGAUCUUCAGCAUUGACUUGCCAGAGUCCCUUCCAGAGCACGAGGUGACAGAUUUUCUCUCUGUGCUGCCCUGGAACAAUGAGCAGAGGUUCCAAUACUCCACUCUCCUGCCUGAAACUGCCUUUUUUGCUGUAUGCCUGCCUCCGUCAUAUGAGGAGGCCACCAUGAAGGCGUCCAUAGAAGAGGACCAUGUUCAGCAAUUUCAGGAGCCAGUGCCUCCUUACGAAGAGACCAAACAACAAUAAGCACACAGAAAUCCUUUCGGUCAGGGUUCUCAGUCUAUUAUGACUUCUGAAAACAAAGCAAGAAGAACUCAAAGCAAGGCAAUCAGUACAAGCACAAUGGAGCUUCAAGGGAUUAAUUUUAACAGCAUCGAUUUCAAAAGGAACAGAUAUUGAAAUAGCUCACCAGGCAACUGGACUGGGUGAAGGAAAGAUUAAAUUUGACACUGUGCCUAGGAAAUUCUUGGAGUAAAUGACAUACAGAUGUUUUAGAAGGUAAAAUUGAAGUGAAUUGGAUUGCAACAGCUGUGUUGGAAAGCAACUAGACUGGAAUUACACAUAUACAUAAUAACUGAAAGGGCUUUAACGUUUGUAAUGCAGUAAUAUUUCUUAGACAUUUUAUGAAUUCAACAAAUAAUCAAGUUUAUAUAUCAAAAUACUACAGAUUAUACAUGACUUUUGAAAUAUAUCUGGAGAGUAAGGUCUCUGAAUGGUACACACAAUAAAUGUGCGGUCUUUUGAGUGUUCAAGAUAAGUGGAAAAUUUGGAGAUUUAAUUAUU